Molecule: messenger RNA, 2327 nt
Organism: Vitis riparia (riverbank grape)
Lineage: Eukaryota; Viridiplantae; Streptophyta; Magnoliopsida; Vitales; Vitaceae
Product: monocopper oxidase-like protein SKU5
Cellular component (GO): plasma membrane
Molecular function (GO): copper ion binding; oxidoreductase activity
Source: RefSeq, a predicted model, not a curated record
UUUUUUUUUUUCCCUUCUCUCAACGGAUAUGAGUGAUGUUUGACGAGUGAUGAGUCUGAUGACCGACAAAAGCUUGGGAUCAACUCUCAAAAGCCAACCAAAGUGCUUUGCUACAACCCACCCCCAAAAAUAUUGUACAAAAGUAAAUAUAGCCGUUCACUCUCUCUCUCUCUACCUCUCUGCUCUGCUUCUGCUUUCUCUCUCCCUCUUUCUGAAUAUGUGAGUAACCAAAAGCUUCACAAAUCGGCUCUAAAUUUCUAACCAACUCCCAAAAGUCUCAUACAUGGCUUCUUCGGGUUUUCUCGGACUGUCGCUUAUCCACAUUGCCUUACUUUUGAGCUUCUGUUUUGCUGAAGAUCCCUUCGUUCACUUUGAUUUUGAGGUCUCCUACAUCACUGCUUCUCCUCUGGGUGUUCCCCAGCAGGUUAUUGCUAUAAAUGGAAAGUUCCCCGGUCCUGUAGUUAAUGCCACUACUAACAACAAUGUCGUAGUUAAUGUACGGAACAAAUUGGAUGAGAAUCUCCUCAUUACCUGGUCAGGGAUUCAACAGCGGCGUAGCUCAUGGCAAGAUGGUGUUCUGGGCACAAAUUGUCCGAUUCCACCAAAAUGGAAUUGGACCUACCAGUUUCAGGUCAAGGAUCAGAUUGGGAGCUUCUUUUACUUCCCGUCUCUCAAUUUUCAGAGAGCAGCAGGCGGGUAUGGCGGUUUUAUAAACAACCGAGCUAUAAUUCCGAUUCCUUUCGCCACCCCAGAUGGGGAUAUCACCAUUAUGAUUGGUGAUUGGUACACCAAGAAUCACACGGAUCUGAGGAAGACCCUUAACGGAGGAAAAGAACUUGGUAUGCCAAAUGGGGUUCUCAUUAAUGGGAAAGGCCCUUAUAGAUAUAACACUACGCUUGUCCCUGAGGGCAUUGACUAUGAAACAAUUGAUGUCCAGCCAGGCAAGACUUAUCGUAUUCGAGUACACAAUGUUGGAGUAUCGACUAGUUUGAAUUUCAGGAUCCAGAAUCAUAAUCUGCUUUUAGCAGAGACAGAGGGAUCAUACACAGUGCAACAGAAUUAUACUAGCUUAGAUAUUCAUGUUGGGCAAUCUUAUUCAUUUUUGGUAACCAUGGAUCAGAAUGCAAGUACUGAUUACUACAUUGUAGCUAGCGCUAGGUUUGUGAAUGAGUCACUUUGGAAACGGGUUACUGGUGUUGCCAUUUUGCGUUAUUCAAAUUCCAAAGGAAAGGCAUCUGGUCCCCUUCCAGACCCACCAAACGAUGAAUUCGACAAAACAUUCUCAAUGAACCAAGCUAGAUCCAUCAGGUGGAAUGUAUCUGCUAGUGGUGCUCGUCCUAACCCACAGGGAUCUUUUAGGUAUGGCUCAAUCAAUGUGACUGAUGUUUAUGUGUUGAAAAACAAGCCACCUGUGACGAUCGAUGGGAAAAUGAGGACAACACUCAGUGGGAUAUCAUUUGUUAAUCCCACCACACCAAUCAGGCUUGCAGAUCAGUUCAAGGUGAAGGGAGUAUAUAAGCUUGAUUUCCCCAAAACCCCACUUACUGGAUCACCUCGGAUGGAAACAUCUGUAAUUAAUGGUACAUAUAGGGGAUUUAUGGAAGUAAUACUACAGAACAAUGACACCAAGAUGCAGAGCUAUCACAUGAAUGGAUAUGCAUUUUUCGUUGUUGGGAUGGAUUAUGGUGAGUGGACUGAGAAUAGCAGGGGCACGUAUAAUAAAUGGGAUGGAAUUGCCCGCUCCACUACACAGGUUUUCCCUGGUGCAUGGACGGCAAUCUUAAUCUCUCUCGACAAUGUUGGAGUUUGGAACCUGAGAGCAGAAAAUCUUGACUCAUGGCAUCUUGGCCAAGAAACAUAUGUCAGGGUUGUCAAUCCAGAGGCUACAAACAAGACUGAGUUGCCCAUGCCAGAUAAUGCCCUUUUUUGCGGUGCCCUGAGCAAAAUGCAGAAGCCACAAGACAUCACUUCUUCAACCACAUCAAUCAGUGGCAGUAAAUUAAGUAUUUUCUUCACUCUGUUGAUGAUCUAUGCUGCAAUCUCCACUUUCCACUAAACCUCUUCACCUUAAGUUGCUUGAGGGGAGCCAUGCUUGCUUAGUGAGGUUUGUGAUUGUGAGUGUUAGGUGUGUAAUAAUUCUAGUCUUGUUGAUAUGAAUGUUCGAUGAUUUUGGUAUUUAUUUUUUUAUUUCACGAUGUCUAAUGUGCUCCCUGGGUUGUUGGGAUUUAUCAUUCUUUUAUUACCUCCAAACUUUAUGUACUGAUGACAAUUCAUCAAUUUUCAAUACAAUUAACUUCCCAUGUGUUAGUUUAGUCUGUUUUAAAUAA